AUGUCUGCACUUGAUAGGUUCACCUCUCCAAGUACUGCAACGAGAUUCGAAUUUGAUGCCUAUUAUCAUGCUAAAAGUUUUCUCUCCUCACCAUUUACUCUGUUCCUUAAAAAUAGAUCUUGCUCGUAUUAUCAUCCCGAAAUUAAUUGCACAGAGCUGAAUAAGAUCUUAUCCUUUGGCAGUAAUCAUGCCAAGUUUGGCCAAUGGAUAACAUGGAAAGAUUUAAAGCUUAAAACUAGUCAUUGUGAGGAGGAGAUUUUACUUGUUGAUUAUUUUGCAAAUAAUUUAACAUUACCAACUGCUGUUGUGGAUAGUAAUGUAACAGAGAUCAUGGUUCAACACUUGAAGGAGUUGGAUGGUGCAGUUCUUGUUUGUGAAUUUAGCGUUGAGAAGACUGAUGCAGAGUUUGAUGUAUGCUUGUCAUUCUUUCAAGUAGAUGCCACAAUAUUGAAACGUAUCAGCUCUUCAUUCCAAAUAGUUCAAGAUCUGUUCAAAUAUGAAGAGUACGGUAGAUGUGGACUUAUUUUUGAGCUAUUGGAUGAGUAUUUUGUAGAUGUACUUUUUUCUAUUGAUGGAAUUGAGUGGAAUAUCAUUAACAGAGGAAGUGACUGGAAAUUAAUUCAAAAAGAUCCAAGCCAAUACAUUUUUGUGACUCCAAAGUUAGAAAGUGAAAGGGAGUACUUUUUCAAACUUGUGGUCAUUUCAAAGAGAAAUACGUGGAUAUAUCAUGACUUGGGUCAAUUAUAUCCAGAAUCAGUACUUUCUUCAGGUCUGUUGCCCUCAUUGGUCAAUGAAAAUGUAAAACAUAUUGUUGAUGGUUGUGUCCUUGCUUCAACUCAUCCAAACAUGUUCCACCUUAAAUUUGAUAAUUAUCCACUCUUUCACCUAGGUUGCUCAAUUGUAAAAUCCCCAGCGUUCCAUAAUGAAUUGAAUUCAGCGUUGCAAGUUGUAGUAGAAGCAAGUGCUAUUAAGAAAUAUGAAGAACCAUUGUGGAAAGAAAUAACUCCAGUUGGGCAUGAACUAAACUCUGAACAAUUGAAAUCAUCAGCUAUAGAUACAAAAGCAAGUUACAAAGCACGAUUGUUUAUUGCUUGUAAGUUUGAUCGUUUCAGAAUUGGAAAUAUUACACCAAAAAGCAACCCAGUGACCAUUCCGAGUUCAUUAAUGAUGUGGAAUGAGAUACCACAUGUAGGCGAACUCUCUAUGGUUCAUGAUACAUUCCUUAAAUUAACUUCAAAGACACCAAUAUUUUUCGUCUUCCUUCCACAAGAUGCCUAUUCCAAGUUAUACAAUUUUACAAUUCAAGCAAGGUUAAAAAGGUCAAAUAAUGAAUCAGAUUGGGUCACUUUAGAUACUGAACCUGCAGUUACUGGAUUCCAUUUAAAAAUGCAAGGCAAUGUUGUAAAAUGCUCAGCUAAAUCCCAUCAAUUAUUAGAGUAUGGAAAAAUAUACUCUGUUAGAAUAAUGGCAAGCUAUAACAAUUGCAGACCUAUUAUUGUAAAGGAAUUUUCAAAGACCAUUCCCAAGUUUAAUUAUAUUCCUAAUCUCACAACUGAUAUUUUGGAAAGAAACGGAGGAAUGUUGAUUUUCAAUACUGAAAGUUAUUAUAUUUAUUUAAUGUUGGAUGGCACUAUUAUAAUAGUUGAUCCAACUGUAAAAUAUCAGUGGAAUGAUACUAGAAUGUUUGUUGGAACCUUUAGAUUUUGUGAUUUGUUGGAUGAAAAUGUAAUGAGACCAUUCUUCCUCCAAUCAUUUGCUACUAUUAAUGAUGAAAUGGUGGAUGAAGUAAUUGACACAUCAAAAUGGCAAUUGAUUACUCGUGUGGAAGCAACAAUUGACCAUCAUCCAACCCACAAUCUUAGACUUCCAAAAGAAACUUUUAAUUAUUACUUUGAUAUUAUUUUCGAUCACGAAUUGAAGAAAUACCAACUCGUAGAUAAAUCCGAGCUCUUUGGUGAUGUACAUCGAGUAGUUAGUGUCAAAUGGAGAAAUGAAGAGCUUUCCAAUGCCAUUAUAAUGGAUUAUUACUCUCAUUCUAGUCAAUUAGAUCAACGGAGAAUAUGUGGGGUCAAUCACGAGAAUGAAUAUCCUCAAAGAGCAAUUCAAUGGUAUUCUGAUUUUUAUAUACAAAAUAGAAUACAAUUUAGUGAUAUGACUUUUGAUUUUACAAAUUAG
Molecule: messenger RNA, 2175 nt
Organism: Naegleria gruberi
Lineage: Eukaryota; Heterolobosea; Eutetramitea; Acrasida; Naegleriidae
Exons: 1
Coding region: 1-2175 (724 amino acids)
Source: RefSeq, a predicted model, not a curated record